AUGCAAUACACCGGGAGCAAAUAUAUUGGGGAAUAUGUGGAUGGGAGGAUGGAGGGCAAUGCUGAGUACAUCCUCCCUACCGAGACAAGAUAUGUUGGGGAAAUGAAGGAUGGCAUGUUUCAUGGUGAAGGAACCCUGUACUUCCCCAAUGGGAGCCAGUAUAGUGGCACUUGGAACAAAGGACUGGCUGUAAAGGGUACCUACACCUUCUCAGAUGGACUACAGUAUGAGCCUAAAUUCUGGCAUUACUGUGACGGCUAUGAUCGGAGGUUUUACACAGAGAUUUGCCGUGGCUUGAAGCCUGCAGGUAUUUCUCAACUCAGCAAUAUGGAUCCACCUAGAAAAAUCCCUCAAGGUCAUUAUGAUUGUGGAGACGGGUUCUAUAACCCAGAAACGAGGGUAAUCAAGGAUUACAGGAACCGCUUCCUAAGAAAUGCAGAUGAUGAUGAGCAUGAAUGGAUCAUCAAGACCUGUCGGAAGGGCUGAGACAAGAAUGUGGGUUAA
Molecule: messenger RNA, 504 nt
Organism: Elephantulus edwardii (Cape elephant shrew)
Lineage: Eukaryota; Metazoa; Chordata; Mammalia; Macroscelidea; Macroscelididae
Gene: MORN5
Product: MORN repeat containing 5
Exons: 5
Source: RefSeq, a predicted model, not a curated record